AUGGUCGAUUACAGCAAGUGGAAGGAUAUAGAAAUAUCAGACGAUGAAGAUGAAACUCAUCCUAAUAUUGAUACACCCUCACUGUUUCGUUGGCGGCACCAAGCGCGUGUCGAACGCAUGGAGGAGCGACGUCGAGAAAAAGAAGAGCAUACUCGAAAAAGAAAUGAGAACAUAAGACGGAUGAACGAGACCAAAAAGAAGAUCGCCGAAGCCGAUGGUCCCGAGCUGGAAUCACUGAAGAAAACUUUAAUAGAACUUGAAAAAGAAGAAAAAUCAUUGCAACAGAAAGAGGAUGAACUCAGGAAGAAAGAGAAACAGACACCAUGGAAUGUUGACACAAUCAGUGAACCAGGUUUUACCAAAACUGUCAUUAACACAAAGGCUCCCAGACCGAAGGAUGAAAACCUGACUGAAGAGGAAAAAGAGGCAAGGAUGAAGAAGUUUAUUAAGAAGAAUGAGACUUUGUUAAAAAAAUUUGGUAUGUUGCGUCGGUAUGACGACUCGCGACAGUUGCUGCAGGAACAUAAUGAACUGGUGUGUGAAGAAACUGCAAACUAUCUUGUUAUAUGGUGCAUAAACUUGGAGAUGGAAGGGAAACAUGAAUUGAUGGCUCAUGUUGCACAUCAGACCAUCUGCAUGCAGUAUAUACUGGAGCUAUCCAAGCAACUUGAUGUUGAUCCCAGAGCUUGUGUUGGAUCAUUCUUCUCUAAAAUUCAAAUUGCUGAGAAGACCUACAAAGACUCAUUUGAUGACGAGUUGGAGCAAUUCAAGGCCAGGAUUAAGAAGCGGGCAGCAGAAAAGAUUGAGGAAGCUAUCAAAGAACAGGAAGAGGAAGAAAGAAAGGCUCGACUUGGACCUGGUGGACUGGAUCCUGUAGAAGUAUAUGAGGAACUACCUGACGAGCUAAAGAAAUGUUUCGACGCUCAAGAUGUUCCAUUGCUGCAAGCAACAAUUGCAAAAAUGCCAGAACAAGAAGCCAUAUACUAUAUGAAGAAGUGUGUUGAUGCAGGUCUAUGGGUACCUGGCAAGAAUGAUGAUGAGCCUACAAUGAAGGAAAAUGCGGGUGAGAGCUCUCGGACCUCAGAGUCCUCUGCAAAACCCACAGUCAGCAUUGAUGACGUGGACUGA
Molecule: messenger RNA, 1128 nt
Organism: Arctia plantaginis
Lineage: Eukaryota; Metazoa; Arthropoda; Insecta; Lepidoptera; Erebidae
Source: the annotation of a GenBank genome assembly